This is a messenger RNA of Schistocerca americana (American grasshopper), 1786 nucleotides long. RefSeq names its product histidine-rich glycoprotein-like. The record is from RefSeq and is a predicted model, not a curated record. The transcript is spliced from 2 exons. Bases 180 to 1064 code for a protein of 294 amino acids. Lineage: Eukaryota; Metazoa; Arthropoda; Insecta; Orthoptera; Acrididae.
UUGAUUUAAGAACCAGAAGGUGCACUACGGUGUCCGCAGCAUUUCGGUAGCUUGCCGCUGUUAGUUCACGUGAUGAGUGAUUGAGAGUGAACGCGACAAAUCACACGCUCUGUAUUUCACGGGAACUUAUUGGUAGCACUCGCCAUAAAGGCGUGUCGAUGUGUAGUUGCCACUAGCCAAUGGGAGUACAGCUGGGAUCCAAGAGGAAAAUGAAGAUACACUGUCCUCCACGAGCGCUGGUUCAUCAUGGACAUAAGUCCAUCUUAGGACUCCACAAAUGCAAGCAUGAGAAGCAUGGUCACCACGGAAAACACAAGCACGGACAUAAACAUCAUGGUCACAAGCACGGACAUAAGCAUCACGGCCGCAAGCAUGCCAAGCAUCUAGUAUGUGAUGAAGAUGGAUUUUGGGGUCAUAGAUUUCAUGGUCAUGGACCACAUGGCCAUGGACCACAUGGUCAUGGGCCACUUGGUCAUGGACCACAUGGUCAUGGGCCACUUGGUCAUGGACCACAUGGUUGUGGACCACACGGUCAUGGACCACACGGUCGUGGACCACAUGGUCAUGGACCACACGGUCAUGGACCACACGGUCAUGGACCACAUGGUCAUGGACCACACGGUCAUGGACCACACGGUCAUGGACCACAUGGUCAUGGGCCACUUGGCUGUGGACCACAUGGUCAUGGACCAUUUGGCUGUGGACCACAUGGCCAUGGCCCACACGGCCAUGGACCACAUGGUUUUGGACCACACGGUCAUGGACCACAUGGUCAUGGUCCGCAUGGACAUGGAAAGCAUGGUCAUGGUCCACAUGGACAUGGAAAGCAUGGUCAUGGUCCCCAUGGUCAUGGCCCACAUGGUCAUGGACCUCAUGGACCUGGACAUCAUGGCCCAGGUUCCUCUGAUCAAGGAUUACAUGGCCAUGGACACCAUGGUCGCAAACAAAGAGGCCAUGAAACAUCUGAGGAUGUUAUGUGGCUUGUUGACUGCUGUGGUUGUUGUGAAAGUGAGGAGGAGACAUCGCCUGUGCGUGCUAUGCCAAAGCGUCCUGCCACAGUCUGAAACAGUGCAAAUGCAUUUUUUUAAUCAAGAAGUAUGUUUACUGAAAGCAACAUAAGUGCCGCAUAAGCAUGUAUGUAUGAGCUGCAUAAUUGAAGUACAUCCAUCUCAUCAUUAUUCAAACAAAUUGUAGGUGUAGUAUGAAAUUAUGUGAACCAGAUGUUAUAAAAACUGCAGCAAAGAGAAGCCUAAAGAAACUUAGCAGCAGAAAUCAAUUUCUUCCAUGUUUAGACAUUAACAGACAAAAUAAAUGAAGAGUUAAGAAUGCAUGCUAUCUCUCACUGUGUGAUAGACAUUUACAUGUUGGAGUAAACAGUGGAUUGUUGGGGAUGUUGUUCUAUCUUGAAUCUGCAUAAAUAUUGAUGAUGUGGUUUUGUUUGAGUGGAAUGGAUUAAGGUAAGUAUUGUGGGGUGGAUCUGUAUUUAUAUGACAACAGUUUGAUUCUAUUUCAUGAUAAUUAAUUUUGUGGGAGAAUGGAUGGCAGAGAGAGUGUAGAUUUUGCAACAUGGUCUUUUAUGACUUUUGUUUAAUUUAUAAUGACUGCUGUACAGUCAGUUUUUCUCAUUUUUGUAACUUCCAUAAUGAUUUACUUUCAUCAGUUGAGAAUAAUUUAAAUACAGUUGCUUGCCUUUCUAUUUAUAAAAAUUUGUUCUCAUAUUAUUUAUAUUCAUAUGUAAUCAGUGGCAAAACAAAUAUAUGCCUCAUAAAAUUUUUGUAACAGUUUA